UGUGGACACUACUCUCGCUUAAAAUAGGAUUUGAAAUCAAUGUAGCCAAUAGCACAAUGACGUUUUCACCAUGGCUUUGACAGAUACGGAAGAAGAUCGAGAUUAAAAAGAUUGUAAUUUUUAAUUCAGAAAUGAUUUUUUUGCUAUAGUAUUGUUGCUGCAUACGAAUACGGCAAGAGGAAUAUGUAUACGAACAAUGAUCAGAAAACACAGUACGCUUCGUGAUAUGAUCUGAAAGAAGGGUGUAUCUUUUGCCUCUUACAAAUUACAACGUAAUCUAAUGUGUCAUCAUCACCAUCUAUUGCGAGAUUGAAUCGUGAGAUAUCAAAAAAUUGGGAAGUUAUAGAUCGGAUAAGAAUUUGUUGCUAAAAGCCAUGAAAAUUAAUGAGAAAAAUAUGGUAGCGUUUGCGACUUCCGCAACGCCGGUAGACCGCGAAGGUUGGUUGAAUAAACGCGGAGAGAUAAAUCGGGGUUAUCAAAGACGGUGGUUUGUUCUCAAAGGAAAUAUACUAUUCUAUUUUGAUCGCCGCGGUGAUAAAGAACCAGUGGGCAUGAUUGUACUCGAGGGCUGUACAAUUGAGCUAGCGGAAGACGAAGAACAGUUUGGUUUUAAAAUAGUUUUUCAUGGGCCAAACAACAGAAGUUAUGUCUUAGCAGCAGAGUCUCAGGAAUCCAUGGAACAAUGGAUGAAGGCAUUGGCAUGUGCCAGUUAUGAUUAUAUGAAACUUAUGGUGACAGAAUUACAACGUCAAUUGGAUGCUGUAGAGGAAGAAACAGCAUCCACACCGAUUCAACAGUCUCCUAAGGCACCACCAAGACAGCGGCAUAAUCCAUUCAACAGACCAGAUUCUCAUCAUCGUUCUCAGAGUGUCAGAUCAGCACCUGCUAGAACAGAGAACAUACCUAGAACUAGAAUAACUUUUCGUGAACUUCAUACAGCAUAUGGCAGGCGAAUCUUGGCAGAUCUGAAUGCAUGGAGGCAUGCAAAGAAAAAUGCAGAGGCACCCCUAAUAACUUUAUAACUUUGCAUAUGUAUCAUUUAAUUAUUGUUGAUAUUAUGUAUAUAAUCAACUAGAGUUACUGACUCAAAAAGGUCAGCUAUUUGUUAAGGAGUGCAAGAAACUAAUAGAAAUAUUUCUAUUAUAAUCUAUAAUAUAUUGUAUACGGUCUGUAUGUGUGCAUGGUGUGUAGUGUGCGCGCGCGUGUGUGAGAGAGAGAGAGAGAGAGCUCGGGUGUGACAAAAAAUAAUAUAAAAUAAUUUAUUUAGAUAAAAGAGAUUUAUAAACGAUACAAUUCUUCACUUGUUAUUUCAUAUCUGUAAUUUUUUUUAUAAUAAUUUUUUAAUUGGAACACACUACAUUAUUAUAUCUACAUUACUACAUAACUAUGUUACACUGAGAUUAUGAUAGAUUAUUAUAAUAGAUAAGAGAGGUAAUAAAAGGUAAUGAUAAAAAUAAAUAUUAAUAAUUACAACAGAAGUAUGAGUUACAAACUCAUAUAUUUUUUUAGAAAUUAUAUAUGAGGUAUUCCUUUGUCAUUAUCAUGAUAUGGAAAAAUAAAAAAAAUGCAAUGUUUAAUUUUGAAAAAAAAUGUCUACAUGAUGCGCGCGCAGUAACUUAAAAUCCUCCUAUUCAUUCAAGGCCGCGGUCCGAUUCACGCUCAAAGCACUAUUGGCGUCAUUCUACCUUAUUUUACGUCUAACAAUACGUCUGAACAAUAAAGAUAGAAUGACAUCAGAAACGAAAAAAAA
Molecule: messenger RNA, 1750 nt
Organism: Pogonomyrmex barbatus (red harvester ant)
Lineage: Eukaryota; Metazoa; Arthropoda; Insecta; Hymenoptera; Formicidae
Product: sesquipedalian-1
Biological process (GO): retrograde transport, endosome to Golgi; endosome organization; receptor recycling
Cellular component (GO): recycling endosome; early endosome; trans-Golgi network
Source: RefSeq, a predicted model, not a curated record